UUUAUGAUGUAUUCAAUCAUUUAAUGACAGAAAAAGAAUUAGUCAAUGAUUUCUGGGCAUCAUACGAGCUGGACAUUGGAUUUAGUGCUUUUUUCAAGAUUGUUCCCAUUGACAAUCAUAAUAUCAUCAAUUUAUUGUCCAUAAUGGCUCAAACUUCCCCUUCAAAUUGCGUCAGAUCUAUCAAUUAUUUAGCCCAAAAAUUCGGCCAAAAAUCAACUAAUUCUUUUCUCUAUGAAGAAACAAUUAUACCGGAAGAUUAUUACGCAUUACUCGACCAGAUCUCCGUGUUUGUUGACAAGUUAAUAUCGACUCCUCUUCCCAUUCAUCCCGAUUCCAAAAAACUCUUAAACAGCAUGUCGGAUGACUUGGUAACCUGUCACGCAGCCGUUUUUCUCCUUUUCGCCCCGUUUAAAUUACCCGAUAAUAAUAACGAUAAAACGAUUGUUCAGUCCGAUCCAUUUCCCCAAAUUCAAAUUUUAUCUUUCAAAAAUCAACCUCUAACGAAGGGCCAAUUAAAAGUCAUUUUAAACCUAUUACUUAUCAGUUCCUGCAAAAUGAUGAAAUUUUCCAGUGAACUGUUGUGCGAAACGAUUACACAUUCUGCCAAGAGCGGAAAUAUAGACAAGGAAAUCAAAGAAGGUGGACUAAAUCUAGAAGAAAAGCGACUCGUGGAUAUACUUGAAUCGGGGAUUCAAAAAUGUUUGGAAAGCAUUCUUUUGGCGGCUAAGAUUUCUAAGACAAAUGAUGAGUCAACAGAUGAUGAUCAAUUUCUACAAUACUGGAAGCAUGUUUGUCGAAGUUCAUUUUUGCCUUUUUUAACUACCGAUAAAAUACUUGCGGAGAAAAUCAAAAUGGAUAUCGAUUUAGAAUCGCCGAUUCAAAGUUCCUUAUACGGUAAAAAUGGUGUGGCUGUUGGUCGAAAAUUCCCCAUAACUCAGAUAUUCGUAAAAAUUUUGAGCGAAAUAACGGGCCAUAGUUCUUAUAGGGUUUCCCUUUUGAAUGACCCAUACUACAAAAGCUGUAUCAUCGUUCUGUUGCGCGGAGUAGUUCCUCAUAUAACUAGUUCAAGGGACGAUGAUAUAACCUGUUACAUGCAAACUUGCAAUCAAAUAUUAAAAAUCGUUCAAUGCUUAACGGAAAAUUUUUCUUUCAUAGAAAAUGAUGCCAAUUUAUCUUUGAACGACUUUGUAUAUCGUCAAUUUUACGAGGCCCACUCUGAACUAUUCUCAUUUUUGAUCGAAGUUAUUGUAUGGUGUUACGAUUGCUACAAUAAUUCCGACCAAGACCCUUGCUCUAAUAUCGAACAUCUCCCGCCAGAUUCCAGAUACGAUUUUACUUCAUUCUAUCCACUCCUUGAAAGUCUCAAUUUGACUUGCCUUUCAACUCUGACUAAGCUGUUGUAUAAUCUGAAUAAUUGCGUCAAAUCGACGAAGAUAGCAGCGAUAACCUCAUCGUUGCAUCAAAAUAUCUCGAAUGUUUUAAAUUUCUGCUUACCAUCACCAACCAUUAAACCUGUCGAUUAUAACAAUAAAAUCACUAAACGUACAUUCAUUUUCAAUGUUCUGCUCGGCCAUAUUAUAAGGUGUCACGAUUUUUCGCUUCUUACCUCUAACCCUACCUCCCAAUCUUUGAAUCCUAAUAAUCCAUCUUUACUCUUGAUUCAACCCAAAUCAUUCAUUCUCGCUCUCACGGCUUUGAGGCACAUCAUCGACUUAAAUAAUCUCCGAAAUUCGAUCGAUCCUAAAAAUUUGACACGUAAUAAUAUCUACACCUAUUUUUCUUCCGCUUUUCAUAACAUCUCUCCAACCUUUGCCUUGGCCAAUAUCCCAACGGAACCCAAACUUUUCGCCAUAGCCUUAUUUGCUACUCUAAAAAAUUGUAAUCAACGAUCAUUUACGACAUCUUCGAAUAAUGCAAAUAAUACGUAUCAAAUGUCUAUGACGGUUUCUCUAUGCAUUUAUGCGUUUCUUGGUAGUUUAACUAAAUGUCACAGGGACCCUACAUUCCUUUACCUACUCUUUACCCAAAAUUGUGGAAUAUUGGAUAAUCCCACGCUAAGUCCAACUGAAAUCAUACUGUUAGAUCUAAAACCUUCCUUACCUAAAUCAAUCACCUGCGCAUGUCUAAAACUUGUUAGCUCAAUAACUGCACGUUGUGACAUUAACCCAGCACUUUUAUCCGCCUUUAGAUCUAGCAUUUACGUCUUCGAAAAUAUAGCCAGGAAUUGUAUCGAAAAGGACAUUUCUCACGCCACUAGCUUUUCGUCUUUUACCAACGAUGAAGAAAAUGGGAUAGCCAAAAACUUCUUUAUGAACGAAUUUCUGGAAUCUAUAUCUUGUAUCACUCAUGCAUUAGAUGUAUUAAUUGCCCUAGAUUUUCACAAUCCUGAAACUGAGAAUGAUAACCGCCCAAAAAUUUCGCAAAAUACUCAACGGAAUACUGAAACUCGCAAAUUACUAGGAGGAUGUCUACCCAUGUUAUCCAGUAUUUUUAAGGCCAUAACUCAUCAAAUUUCACCCAGUACCGCUAACCCCGAAAACAAUGAAAAAUUUUUCGAUCACACUAUCGCUAAUUCUGUUUUGUGUAGAUUUUUUUUGAGAAAACACAAUAGUCUCGAAAACACUAAAAUAUGCAGUGCUCUCGAUUUGUUCUUCGAUUCCUUGUCUAGAGCCGCCCGUUACUCUGCUCGUAACGUCGAAGAUCAUAUAUCCUUUUGCGAUUUGGCCUUAGCUACUACCCAAAUAUUUGCCGUUAAUCCUUGGUGGUGUUCGUCUCUCGACAGGGAAAUCUUAUCUGGAACGGAUGAACACGAAGAUCUAGUUUAUCAUAACUUGUUAUUCUCUAUUUUAAGGUUUGCGGAAACGGUUAUAUUAUUUAAUGACAAAUGUGUGUCGGUUCCUUCUAUGCAAUCUUCUCACUCAUCUAUUGAUAACGUUAACGAGGAAAUAUUUAAAUCGAAAUCGUUGGAGCCUCUUCUCUCUGGUUUGACAAACAUUCUAGAAUAUAUCGAUGAAAAUCAAUUAAAUAUGACUUCACAAAACCCUAGAGUGCACGCCUUGGUGUGUAACAUAUUUUUGAGUCUGUUUCUGUCAUUUGAAAAAAUCAACAAAGUUCCAUCAAACAUUAACUGUAAAAAUGAUGAUAAUAACGAUGAAAAGGAAAAUGAACUCAAUAAUAGGUGCCUUUUGAAGGCUAACAUCGCCGCGCUAGCUAAAAAUGGAUUUCUGGCUCUGAAUUUGUUUGCACGUAAAUUCGUAAAUCUUCUCGAACAACGAAGAAAGAAUGCUGGAAUAUCUCUCACCUUUACCAUUGAUGUUGACGUGUUUUCCCUCACCUACCUGGCCCUGAUUCGAGCCAUGUUUUCGAACCCUUGUCACUAUCGUAUGUAUGGACUCACGGCCAGUAAAUAUCAUAUGCUUAAAGAUAGGGUAGACAAGGAAACCAGGGAGGAAUCAAUAGCACGCAAAGAUGAUUCUGACAUAUUCAUAAAUUUGUUCAGAACGCUUCUUCGAUUCUCUUACGGUUAUUUAGCUGAGGGACGAGAUGGAAGUACUGGAAGCUCGCUUGAUAAUAAGGUAGUAACCGACUACGAAGAAUUUUUAGCUUCCUCUACACUCGAAACCUUAGCCACAAUUUGUGUUUCCCAUCCCAAGAAUAGAAAAAUUCCAGAUGGUUAUACUCAGUUUUGGCUUAAUUUCGUCGUUCAAACAUGUUUGAUAGACUCUGGCUACAUAGAUAAAAUGCUUUUUCUCCCACUUGACUUUCCCUCCACUCGCACUGACGCAAAAAACAGAGGCAGUUCUUGCUUCCCUUCCAUAUUGGAUUGGGACGAUAAAACUUACGGUUCUCUAGUAAAACUUUUAACUUGUCGAUUAAUUUCCACAUUACCUUACCCAACUCUCAGCGCCACUUGCUUCAAAGCCAUAUGGUCUAAUUUUUGUCCCCUUUUAGCUCGCUUGGCCUUCAUACAACCAUUCUUCCCUCAUCUCACAAAUAACAAUGUUAUCCGAAACACUUCUGUUAUGAUUCCACCUUUGACGCUGCUCAUAAGUCCUACCCACGUGGGUUACAAAUGGGCUUUAUCCUCCUCUAAGUUGCUAUUCGGCCUUAUUUCUUCGACGCCUCAAUUAUCUUUACCGCAUUUUAAUAAAACCGAUGACCCAACCGAUUUCAUUUCUCCCUGCAUCUCUAUAGCUAUUCACCAAUGCACGGCUUACUUGUCCAAACCACUGAGUUUGGAGGAACAAAUUAGGAUGGUAAGGAGAUGCGAACCCGUACUCACAUCUUUAUCCCUCUACAGUAAUGGAAAUCGAAGCAUGAAUAAUUUCGAUACGGAGAUGAUGAUUUUGAAAUCUAGACUAUUUGAAUUAUUGCAUUACCAUCUCACUAUCCUUCGUAACAUGACAUUUGAUCUCAAUAAAUUGGUAAUAGCUUUAUAUGAUGUUUCCAUAUUUGGACAAUGCAAUCACUUUUUAUCGCUCAACUUUUCAGCCCCUCAUAUAAUGAGUACAUUACCAUACAAUCCCGAUUCGGAUCUCCCCUACCGCUCCUCGAAGCAUGAACAUUUAUUGUCCUACGGUGCUCUGUUGGCGUUAUUGAAAGUCUGCCUCAAGGAAAUAGAAUACAAUUUUCCUAGCAAUCCUUUAUUCUCACCUUCCAACAAAGGUAGCCUUUUGAAAUCCGAAAAUUAUCAAACGACUACUUUAUUCCGAAGAAGGUCUUCCCCCUUCAGUGAGAAGCGAAAGAGUUUAUCGGAACAACCGGUGGAUCCAAAAAAUAUCAAGGAAGCCAAUAAAGGAAAUACUCAAGCUGGUAGUUUCAAUUUAAAUAAUGAUAAAUGUUUAGAUGGUUUGACGCAAAGAGCCCUCUAUAGGCUGGAAGGGAAUGUUCAUCGGUCACUAGAAAUAGCCCUUUAUAUUUUGGUAUCACAGGCUAUUUUAUAUCUCAAAAACCCCCAACACAGUAUUAACGAAAAAGCCUUCUUGAAACAAGAGUUAUGCGCAGAGCUCAACGCUUUGUUCGAUGCAUACUCCUGGCCUUGCUAUUACACUAACAUUCGUAGGAAAAGAAUGAACGAAAGUUUUGAAGAUUCCUUUGAAAUUGACCAAAUGACUUCGAGCAAUGGUAAUACCGAGGAAGAAUCUCUGAGAUAUUUCGAGCUUAUGACAAAUUUGAUCCUUUACAUACAAAACUGUUUGUGA
This is a messenger RNA of Gordionus sp. m RMFG-2023, 5201 nucleotides long. RefSeq lists its product as uncharacterized. The record is from RefSeq and is a predicted model, not a curated record. The transcript is spliced from 13 exons. NCBI's taxonomy places the organism in Eukaryota, Metazoa, Nematomorpha, Gordioida, Chordodea, Parachordodidae. Bases 24 to 5201 code for a protein of 1725 amino acids.